AUGGUAACCAUCCGAGCCGACGAAAUUAGUAAUAUUAUCCGUGAACGCAUUGAACAAUAUAAUAGAGAAGUAAAGAUUGUAAAUACUGGUACCGUACUUCAAGUAGGCGAUGGCAUUGCUCGUAUUCAUGGUCUUGAUGAAGUAAUGGCAGGUGAAUUAGUAGAAUUUGAAGAAGGUACAAUAGGCAUUGCUUUGAAUUUGGAAUCAAAUAAUGUUGGUGUUGUAUUAAUGGGUGACGGUUUGAUGAUACAAGAGGGAAGUUCUGUAAAAGCAACAGGAAGAAUUGCUCAGAUACCUGUGAGUGAGGCUUAUUUGGGUCGUGUUAUAAAUGCCCUAGCGAAACCUAUUGAUGGUAGAGGUGAAAUUUCAGCUUCUGAAUCUCGGUUAAUUGAAUCUCCCGCUCCAGGUAUUAUUUCGAGACGUUCCGUAUAUGAGCCUCUUCAAACAGGGCUUAUUGCUAUUGAUUCGAUGAUCCCUAUAGGGCGUGGUCAACGAGAAUUAAUUAUUGGGGAUAGACAGACCGGUAAAACAGCAGUAGCCACAGAUACUAUUCUCAAUCAACAAGGGCAAAAUGUAAUAUGUGUUUAUGUAGCUAUUGGUCAAAAAGCAUCCUCUGUAGCUCAGGUAGUGACUACUUUCCAGGAAAGGGGAGCGAUGGAAUACACUAUUGUGGUAGCUGAAACGGCGGACUCGCCUGCUACAUUACAAUACCUUGCCCCUUAUACAGGAGCAGCUCUGGCUGAAUAUUUUAUGUACCGUAAACGACACACUUUAAUUAUUUAUGAUGAUCCCUCCAAACAAGCACAAGCUUAUCGUCAAAUGUCUCUUCUAUUACGAAGACCACCUGGUCGCGAAGCUUAUCCAGGAGAUGUUUUUUAUUUGCACUCACGCCUUUUGGAAAGAGCCGCUAAAUCAAGUUCUUCUUUAGGUGAAGGAAGUAUGACUGCUUUACCAAUAGUUGAGACCCAAUCGGGAGAUGUUUCGGCUUAUAUUCCCACGAAUGUAAUUUCCAUUACAGAUGGACAAAUAUUCUUAUCCGCCGAUUUAUUCAAUGCUGGAAUCAGGCCUGCUAUUAAUGUGGGUAUUUCCGUCUCCAGAGUAGGAUCCGCGGCUCAAAUUAAAGCCAUGAAACAAGUAGCUGGCAAAUCAAAAUUGGAACUGGCGCAAUUCGCAGAAUUAGAAGCCUUUGCACAAUUCUCUUCUGAUCUUGAUAAAGCUACUCAGAAUCAAUUGGCAAGAGGUCAACGAUUACGUGAAUUGCUCAAACAAUCCCAAGCAGCCCCUCUUACGGUGGAAGAACAGAUAAUGACUAUUUAUACUGGAACAAAUGGUUAUCUUGAUUCAUUAGAAAUUGGACAGGUAAGGAAAUUUCUUGCUGAGUUACGUAAUUACUUAAAAACGAAUAAACCUCAGUUCCAAGAAAUCAUAUCUUCUACCAAGACAUUCACCGAGGAAGCAGAAACCCUUUUGAAAGAAACUAUUCAGGAACAGAUGGAACGCUUUCUACUUCAGGAACAAGCAUAA
Vitis riparia (riverbank grape) is the source of this 1524-nucleotide messenger RNA. The record is from the annotation of a RefSeq genome assembly. Lineage: Eukaryota; Viridiplantae; Streptophyta; Magnoliopsida; Vitales; Vitaceae.